Molecule: messenger RNA, 640 nt
Organism: Capsella rubella
Lineage: Eukaryota; Viridiplantae; Streptophyta; Magnoliopsida; Brassicales; Brassicaceae
Product: lysine--tRNA ligase, cytoplasmic-like
Exons: 6
Coding region: 49-639 (196 amino acids)
Biological process (GO): lysyl-tRNA aminoacylation
Cellular component (GO): cytosol
Molecular function (GO): lysine-tRNA ligase activity; ATP binding; tRNA binding
Source: RefSeq, a predicted model, not a curated record
GAAAAGACCAAACAACCACCCAAGACGAGCCGUCGAAGCCAGAAAUCAAUGGCGGCAGAUAAUGAAAUUACGGACGCAGCAGAGCAAUACUUUGAGAACAGAUUGAUGUAUCUUGCAGCAGAGAAAGAAAAGGGAGAGAAUCCAUACCCACACAAGUUCUUAGUGUCCAUGUCAAUCUCGGAAUACAUUGAAAAGUAUAUUACCUUAAGCAAAGGAGACCUUGUUGAAGACGACCAAGUUUCUUUAGCCGGAAAGCAGUUCAGAAAUGAGGGUAUUGACUUGACACACAAUCCAGAGUUCACCACCUGCGAGUUCUAUAUGGCUUUCCCAGACUACAAUGACUUGAUGGAGAUGUCUGAGAAGUUGCUCAGUGGUAUGGUGAAGGAAUUAACAGGCGGCUAUAAAUUGAAAUACCACGCUAAUGGGUACGAUAAGGAGCCAAUUGAAAUCGACUUCACUCCUCCAUUCAGGAGGUUCGACAUGAUGGUAGAGUUAGAGAAGGUGACCAACCUUACUAUACCAAAAGAUUUGGCUAGCGAGGAAGCUAACAAGUAUCUGAUUGAUACAUGUGAGAGGUUUGAUGUCAGUUGCUCACCUCAUCAGACGACAGCUCGUUUGUUGGAUAAGGUAAUGAUAUGAU